This is a messenger RNA of Daucus carota subsp. sativus, 1450 nucleotides long. RefSeq names its product protein ABSCISIC ACID-INSENSITIVE 5. Gene Ontology annotation, molecular function: DNA-binding transcription factor activity. The record is from RefSeq and is a predicted model, not a curated record. The coding region runs from base 84 to 1241 and encodes 385 amino acids. Lineage: Eukaryota; Viridiplantae; Streptophyta; Magnoliopsida; Apiales; Apiaceae. Gene Ontology annotation, biological process: positive regulation of DNA-templated transcription. Gene Ontology annotation, cellular component: nucleus. The transcript is spliced from 4 exons.
AGUUUAUUAGUUAUGGCAUUUUUCUGUCACUAAUAUAAUUUUUACCUCAAUUGCAGUUAGAUUACAUAUUAUUCUGAGUAGAUAUGUCCCACCAGCAAGACCUUAAUUCCGGAGAAGGAAAAAAGAAUCCUGGAAUAGACAUAAUGGUUGAUCAGUCCGAGGAUGAGGUUGAAUCAGCACUGCGUAUGAAAGAUGGAAAACAGCCCAGGUCUAAUGCAUUUCCCUCACCUAUCAGCCAGUCAUCGGGUUACUUACAGGCCUUGGAUGAAUUCGAGAACGCCCUUACGGGUAGUGGCAGGAACUAUGGAUCAAUGAACAUGGAUGAGUUCCUUCAAGGCAUCUGGAGUACAGAAGGCAAUAUAAUUCAAGCACAAAAUUCUGACAUAGCCAUGCCUGAUGUGGUACCCAUCAUAAGUGCUAGUAACAACAAUCCACUAUAUCCGUCUUGUGAGACCUCGAAUGAGAGGGGUAAUACUGCAGGGCAAAUGAGCUUGAAAAGACAAGGAUCACUAAUUGUUCCGCCACCCUUGGGGCAAAUUAGAACAGUGGAAGAAGUGUGGUCUGAGAUCAAUAGAACACAACAAAGCAUUAAUAGUCAUGAUGGCUCCGAGAAAAGCUAUCCUGCAAAUGAAAAAUUGACAUUGGAGGAUUUUUUAGUCAGGGCAGGAGUAGUCCGAGAAGCAAGUGGCAGACAAGCACAACCACCUCCUCCUCCUCUUCCCCCUCAGCUGCCUCAGCUUCAGCCGCAGCCUCUCUUUCAGAUAGCCUCCGGUAUACAAAUUGGUGGAGAUAAUUUAGCGGCUUGCUUUCCAGGUGGAAUAGGUAGCGUCAGUGCAAACCAACUUGCCUAUAGUGUUUAUGGUGGGGGAGUUACAGACAAUGGAUAUGGAGCUCAAAGUUCUGAAAACAUGAGUCAUGUUUCCUCUGAUGGGAUAGGUAUGAGCCAGCUAGGAAGGAAGCGGAAUGGCCCUGGGAAAAAGGUAAUUGAGAACCGCCAGAAGAAGAUGAUAAAAAACAGGGAGGCUGCAGCAAGAUCCCGAGCAAGAAAACAUGCGUACACAAUUGAACUAGAAGCAGAGGUGAAUCACUUGAAAGUUGAGAAUGCUUACCUCGAACAUAGAUUGGCAGAGUUAAGGACCGGACCUAUGAAGCAGUACGCUGAAGCAGAUAAAGCCGAAGCUCAGGCCAGGGCAAAAGCUAAACUCGGAAUAUUGAGGAGGUCUCUCAGCUCCACAUUCUAAAGCAUAAUGGCAUGUUUACUCUGUGAGUAGGAUCUUCCUGUUGUGAUAAAUAGGCAAAUUGGAACCUCAAACUCGUGUUCUGUUGUUAUUUCUGUUUCUAGUGUUUAUGUUUCUGGAUGUUCAACAUUACAAUGUGUGUAUGUAUGUGGAUAUUAACUUGUUCAAUUUUUGUAUGUUUUGUUUUGUAUGUGUGUUUAUAUUGAUUUUUU